GAGCGGAGCGGAGCGGCGGCGGCAGAGCGGGCGAUGGAGGCGGCGGCGGCGGCGGCGGAGGCGGAGGGCUACCCGUGCCGGCGCAGCCGCGCGGUGCAGAGCGGGCAGUCGGCGCUGCCGGGCGCGCUGCUGUUCGGCGCGGGGCUGGCGGGCAACGCGCUGGCGCUGGCGCUGCUGGCGCGGCAGCGGGCGCGGGGCCGCGGGAAGGCGCCCGGCUUCUGGCUGCUGGCGGCCGGGCUGGCGCUCACCGACCUGCUGGGCAAGGCGCUGCUGAGCCCCGUGGUGCUGGCCGCCUACGCGCGCAACAGCAGCCUGAGCCAGCUGUGGCCGGGCGACGGGGCGGCGGGCGGCGAGGGCGCGGGGCUGUGCGGGCUCUUCGCCGCGCUCAUGGCCUUCUUCGGGCUGGCGCCGGCGCUGGCGCUGCUGGCGCUGGCCGCGGGCUGCUGGCUGGCGCUGGCCCGGCCGCACUGCUACCGCCGCCGCUGCGCCCGCCGCCGCCGCGCCGCGCUGCUGCUGCUGCUGCCGGCCGCCGCCCUGUGCGCGCUGCUCAGCGCCGCGCCGCGCCUGGGCUGGGGCCGCUACGCGCAGCACUGCCCCGGCACGUGGUGCUUCGUGCGCCUGGCGCGCGGCGGCGCCUUCCCGCUGCUCUACGCCUCGCUGCUGGCCGCCCUCGUGCUGGCCGUGGCGCUCUGCAGCCUGGGCGCGGCGCGCAGCCUCCUCCGCCUGGCCCGCCGCCGCCCCGGGCCCCCCGGCCCCCGCGGCCCCGGCCCCCGCGCCCGGCCCGGCCUCCGCGAGCUCGACCACGUCGUGCUGCUGGCGCUCAUGGCCGCGCUCUUCGCCGUCUGCUCGCUGCCGCUCGUCGUGCGUGCCUACAUCGGGGCCUUUGCUCCUGACUUCAACGAGAAAGCGGACCUCACCGCCCUGCGGUUCAUGUCAGUGAAUUCCAUCGUGGACCCCUGGGUGUUCAUCAUCUUCCGCACCUCCUCCUUCCGUAUGUUUUUCCACCGACUUUGCAGGAGACUGAACUAUAAGAAAGCUGCCCGGCCUCCGAUUCUGUGCCCCGGGCAUGGAGCCUGCCAGGCAGCAAGCAGCCGCUCACUUUCUGGGAUGACUUGAAGGGGAUAUUGCAUUGCUCCUUGUUCACACUGGCCUACAGUCAGCACCGACCGUGACCAUGGGCGCGACUGGGAGGAAUGGAUCGUGUGCACAAAGCAUCAGAUGUGUGAACGUGUGUCCUGGGGAAGGGAAAGCACCUGCGUUCUCGCUGUGUACAUGUUCGACAGACCUGAAGCUUCUCCCCCCGGCUGCAGCUCUCACUCCCUGUCCCAGGUUGGAGCUAAAAUCUGGGGCCGUGGUAGUAACGAUGAAUGUCUUGACAUGGCUGCACUUAGCCUCCUGGAGCAUCUGGACUGUGCAAAUAAGGCAUUUGCUGCCUAAUGCGGUGAAUGUCUCUAACUCUGGUCUGCGGAUCUUAUUCUCCAGUGAGGUCCCACACCCAGAACUACAAGUUGCUCCGCACGGAGGAGCCCAUUGACUUGCAGGGCUGCAUGGGGUGUGCGUCUCUCACAUGCCCCCACCUGCCCCCAUCAAUGGGCAAGUCAGUCUUUAAAUUAAAAUAAACAAAAGCUGUGGAUAAUCAA
Molecule: messenger RNA, 1640 nt
Organism: Alligator mississippiensis (American alligator)
Lineage: Eukaryota; Metazoa; Chordata; Crocodylia; Alligatoridae
Product: prostaglandin D2 receptor
Exons: 2
Coding region: 34-1116 (360 amino acids)
Biological process (GO): G protein-coupled receptor signaling pathway; positive regulation of cytosolic calcium ion concentration; inflammatory response
Cellular component (GO): plasma membrane
Molecular function (GO): prostaglandin D receptor activity
Source: RefSeq, a predicted model, not a curated record